This is a messenger RNA of Tribolium madens (black flour beetle), 1082 nucleotides long. RefSeq lists its product as uncharacterized. The transcript has 7 exons. Lineage: Eukaryota; Metazoa; Arthropoda; Insecta; Coleoptera; Tenebrionidae. The record is from RefSeq and is a predicted model, not a curated record. Bases 62 to 1030 code for a protein of 322 amino acids.
ACGAAUAUUACCACACUGAUAGUCCGUUAUGUUUACUCCAGUUCUCCAAAAUUAAAUAAAAAUGAACGAAACCAAAAAAAGUGUUUUGAAUAAAUCCCUGGCAAAACCUUUGGCUGCAACUGCGGGUUUAUUAGGAUUGAUUCAAGGAAUUGCUUGGACCAUUUUUGCAGUGUUGUGCAUUUCCUGUUACACUGGAAUAAUACAAAUCGAUAGAAAUGAAAACCCAGAAGAAUAUUACAAAAUCAUUUAUGUCAUUUUUUUAAACGAGUCGACAAACACGAGCAGUGAAUUACUGAUAAAACCACAAGAAUUUCUUAUUUUUAUGUGUUUCUACGUGGUUUUUUCUGUAAUUUGGUUGUGUAUUUCUGGAAGUGUUAUUUGGGCAAUGAUUCACAAUCAAUGGCAUCUUACGAAAUGUUUGUUUGGGGGUUGGUCAACCACAACAUUUAUUAUUUGUAUCGUCGACAUUGUUUUAACUAGUUUAUUAGGACGAGAUUACGCCAGAAUUGAGGAUAAAGCCAAUUUAUUGGUUCUUGUAUGUUAUGGAAUUGUGAUGUCACUAGCAUGUCGAGGCUACGUCCUAUGGGUUGUUAAUCUCGUUUUUGCAACUAUUUUACUGAAAUUCACCAUAAAAAUCGUGCUUAAAGAAAAUGAAGCUUCAGUCAUGCCCAUCAUUCACGGUUACGAAUCAAACAAUACUCCACCAUGGUUUAAUGAUUCUGACAAAGACCUUUGGUCAAGUCCUCCAAAAUCUGAUGGUUAUGACAAUCAAGGUUUCACAAGGAGUGAUUCCUUUUUACCUGCGUCAACUACGCAAGAAAAUGUUUACAGUUUACCAAAUAGUGAAGCUGAAUUUGAUAAUGAAAACUUCUUUUCUGGGCUUAGAAUGAAUAAAACAGCAAAGAUUGGGAAACACAAAUCUAAUUGGAAUCGUGUUGAAGGACCGAUAAUUCCUGAUCCUGAUUAUUCACCACCAAAUACACCCAAAAGUAUAAAGUCGGUCUUGAGAUCGAAAAGCAAUUAUGACUAAAAAAUUUAUUUUACUUUGUUGGAGUUAUUGUAAAAUAAAAAUAUAUUUUUUA